This is a messenger RNA of Trypanosoma theileri, 1515 nucleotides long. RefSeq lists its product as uncharacterized. The record is from RefSeq and is a predicted model, not a curated record. NCBI's taxonomy places the organism in Eukaryota, Euglenozoa, Kinetoplastea, Trypanosomatida, Trypanosomatidae. Bases 1 to 1515 code for a protein of 504 amino acids. The transcript has a single exon.
AUGAAUCGGGAAAAUACUCGCUUGUUACGAUUUCUUUUGGGAUGUGGGUGUCUUUUAACACUCACACUCGCUGCCUCACAGGCGGAGGCCGUUACACUGGGAUGUGAGAAUGUUUGGACUGGCCCAAAUGCAAACAAUAGUAUUUCCGAUUGUCUCAAGAAUAGAGAUCGUAUUGGAAAAUAUUGGCGAUAUUAUGUGUAUCCUGGAUUUGCAGCUCUUUUCUUCGUACUAUUGUUACUGUUGUUUCCAUUCUUUUUCUUGUUUUGCAUUUGUAAUGGUUGCUGUUGCCGAAAAAAUUGUUUCCCUACAAGCCCAGCCCAACACUAUAAUGGAAAUUGUUUUUUAUUUUUACCAUCCGUUAUAGCUAUACUUUGGGGAGCUGGUGCCACUGUUGCUAUUAUUAUGGGUGCCCAUACCAUGUAUACAGGUGCCAGAGAUGUAGAGAACGCGGCAAGAGAAAAAACGGCUCUCUACUUCAAUAAUACAGCAAAUAAUGUUUUAAAAUAUGCCUCAUCUAAUGCUACUAGUGGUGAAGAAGGAGGAUCAUCUGAUGUACCUGCAGCUAUUGUAUCUGGUGUAAAUGUCAUGUUUGAUGUUUCCGCGAAAAUUAUUAAAAAUAUUGAUGACUUUGAUGAUAAAUAUUUUAAAUAUGUGAGGGACGCCGCUAUUGUUUCUUAUGCUCUUGGAGCAUUACCCUUUAUUUUAUUAUUAUUUACACUUUUAUUUGCCCUUAAACGUAUUUCAAGGGGUGUACCUGCAUGUUUCUCAUGCAUUUAUUUCGUUGUGGCCCUUGUAUUCUCCCUAUUGGCUAUUAUCUUUCUUGGAGCGGCAUAUUUCGCCAGUGCGGCUAAUGGAGAAAUGGAAAAACAAAUCAAGCGUCAAUCUGGUGUCUUACAGUGGUAUGUGGUUCCAUACAUGUCAUCUCAUUAUAUACCGGGAUUGGUAACUCUGGAUACGGCGCUACGUGGUCUCGUGACAGAGCGCUUACAGACAUUCUGCACUUCUCUCAACAGUAAGUGUGAUGCACUUCCGGAUUUCACGGUGACGAAACCAUUUUUCUGUGAAGCCCCCGUGGAGUGUGUGUCGAGCAGUCAGCUGAUGGAGUUAAUGCGCACAAUGCCGGUGAAGGAUCCAACACUGUGCACACCAGAGGCCUCCGACGCGCCCAGCGAGACUUCAUGCACCGUCGCCACCUGCGAGACCCGCUGCGGGAUGAUGGGCGCCGAUCCAAACGCCGUCACCGCGCGGAAUGCCAGCGUGGAGGUCAUGGGACUCCUGCGCGUUAGUAACAACGCCACCAUCGCGGAGAACUUUGUGCGGCCACUGCAGGAGCCAAAUGCGAUUGCAGAUACAUUACUGUGGGCUGGCGCCUCACUGCCGGAUGUGCGCGAGGGAUUUUGGAUGGCGGGAACGGGAUACUUUAUGGAUACACUGAUGCUCAUACUCGGUCUCUGCGUUAUGCUGCGUGGACGAACAGUGUGGGGUGAUUAUAUGCCGAGAGAUAAGAAGGCAUAA